AUGAUUCCACAACCAGGGAUAGAGGGUCAUGACGUGAAGUUGAGUUGCAGAAGUACCUGCAAUGUGAUGGGCUCCACAGUGAUAUGGAGAAAGAAUGAACAACAAUCACCUAGGAAACAGAAAUACGGAAAUGAACAACAAUCACCUAGGAAACAGAAAUACGGAAAUGAACUUGAGCUUCUCGGUGUCAGUAUUGAAGAUGAAGGCUACUAUUCCUGUGCUUUAAAAGGCAACAAGAAACAAACUGCAUCUACACCAGUGAAGCUCAAUGUAAUGUUUCCUCCAAAGAACACAUCAGCUGUUGCUGGUCCUGGUCUGACUCUGACCUGCAGCAGUGUUGCCAACCCACCUGUGGAGAGCUACACCUGGUUUAAGGUGGAUGAGUCCACUCCAGUAGGAUCAGGACAGCAGUACAGCAUCACUAACAUCAGCUCUGAGGAUGGAGGACAGUACUACUGUGAGGCCAGAAACAAAUAUGGAGCUGAGAACUCUACUGCUGUGUCCAUCACAGUUACAGAUCUGGGAGACCGUAGGCCGGUACUGUACCUGUCAGUGGGAGUCUCAGUCUGUGGAGCUGCAGUUCUGAUCUGUGUGCUGGUCUGGAUCAGGCACUGCAGAAUGAAUAAAAGACACAUCAGUAUAAAGCAGGGUCAGGGUACUUGUCCAGCCAGGGCUGAGGCUGCAGGAGGAGCAGAGGAGGAUGUCCAGUAUGCCAGUGUCCUGCCCAAACACAGCAGGCAGGCUGCAGGAGUGGAGGACGACAUCCAGUACGCCAGUGUCCAGUUCAAACACAGCAGGCAGGCUGCAGAAGAGAAAGACGACGUCCUGCACGCCAGUGUCCAGCGCAAACAGGGCAGGCAGGCUGCAGGAGUGGAGGACGAUGUCCAGUAUGCUUGUGUCCAAAGCAAACACAACAGGCAGGCUGCAGUUCUCUUGACGAACCAGAGGGGGAGCUCUCGGUGAUCUGCAGCAGUGUGGGAGCAAGAGUCUUAAAGGUCCCCAGACGAACCAGCUAUUGUGGGGGAACAACAACGUAUCCGAUGAGAAGACUUUUUUUUUUCAUUUCUGACAUUUUCAUUCAUUUCUGACAUUUCCUUAUGCAUUUGAAUUAUGCUUUUGUGAACAUGCAGAUCUCUUUCUAGGCCUUUUAUAGGCUAUUUAACU
This is a messenger RNA of Alosa alosa (allis shad), 1164 nucleotides long. RefSeq names its product junctional adhesion molecule A-like. Lineage: Eukaryota; Metazoa; Chordata; Actinopteri; Clupeiformes; Clupeidae. The transcript is spliced from 6 exons. The coding region runs from base 1 to 963 and encodes 320 amino acids. The record is from RefSeq and is a predicted model, not a curated record.